CAAAAGAGUAUUCAUUACCACCUGCGGAUGGCUGCCGAUUCAUAAACAGCAUAGGAUUUUACCAUUGAUUCAUUGCUGGAACAUUCCAAAAUUUUCAUUUAAGCUGUGAAAUUCGGCAUUUAUAAAUUGUGUGAAAUUCGGAAAUUUAUAAAUUGUGUGAAAUUCGGCAAAGCUUUAGUUAAUGGCACAAGAAUGGAAAUCCCAAACCAAAACGCAAGUUUUAGCAAAUUAAGAAUCAUUAAAAAUUUGACUGCAAUAUCUAUAUCAUUUCUAUUGAUGUUCACUGCUUGUGAUGGUUUAAUUAUGCUCCAAACGACUAUGAAUAAAGAGGAAGGGAUAGGCACGGUCGGUCAAGCUGUCAUACAUAUUACUUAUGGAAUUUCGUCUUUAUUACUUUCUAGUUAUGUUAGCAAGAAACUUGGCAGUAAAUCAACUCAGCUUUUGGGAAUGAUUAUGUAUUUGCCCUACGUUGCAGCAAAUUUUUAUCCUUCGUGGAUUACUCUGGUGCCGUCAGCCGUCAUCACCGGUGUUGGCUGCACUUUACUUUGGGGAGCUCAAUGCACAUAUUUCAAUGAAUGCUCAGUUCUCUAUAGAGACGUUACAGAUGAUUCCACUGAUUAUAUUCCAAGUCCUGUGAUCACCUAUAGAUCUGGUAAAGGAGAGAUAAAAGAACUAUCUGCAAAGCAUUUCCUGCAAGAAGCAGAAAUAAGUCUAAACUUUCAAGGAGAUUGCGAAAACUCUCUAAAAACUUCUCCAUCAUUUCAUCUGCCAUCAUACAAACGUUCUGAACCUGGAAGUGAAACAGAAUCAAAUCGACAAUGUUCGGAAAGAACUUCCAAAAAAACAACUGAAUAUGUUCAAGAUUUUGAAAACUUAAAUUCCGAGACAAUCAAUAAUCCUAAAUUAUCUGAGGACAUUCAAACUAUUGAGGAAAAAAAAAAUAAACCUUUUGCGUUGCAUACAAAAAACAAGAUGGAAUAUAAUCCUAAUCAAAAGUCGAAGUCUCUUAGUGCUGUGAAUUCUUUGUUUUUCGGCUUCCAUGGUUUGGCGUAUUGUUCUGCACAAGUGUGGAGCAAUUUAAUCAGUUUCUAUGUGCUUGCCUCAAAACAUACUGAAAACUAUAAUAAAACUUCAAAUUGUUCUUGUGGGGCAGAUUUUUGUAAUACUGACCAAGAGUGUGUCAAUUCUAAGAUAGAAGAAGUGCCCUCAGAUAUCAGACAGUAUUACACCGGUUUAUGUUUUGCUUGUGGGAUCCUAGCUGUGCUACUAAUUUGGAUAUUUGUGGAUCACUUGGAAAAAUCUAAAAAGCAAGUAACUUUAUCGUGGAAUCAUAUCUUUGCCACCGUUAAAUUCAUCCGUAAUAAAGAACAGCUCUUUAUAAUACCCCUAACCAUUUGCACCAGCAUGGUUCAAGCGUUUUAUAUGGCUGAUUUUACGAAGUCCUAUAUCGCAUGCUCUUGGAGUACUUCACAUAUUGGACUGGUUACUGUCUUUUACGGCAUUACUUCCGCUUUAUCAUCUAUGAUUUCCGGUGUGUUGAUUAGACUAAUUGGAAGAAGAAUCGUUUUAAUUUGCUGCCAGAUUAUCAACAUAGUGAGUCUAGUCCUGCUUUAUUUGUGGACUCCUGAUGCACAACAACCUAUUAUGUUCUACUUGGCCGGUGGAAUAUUUGGCUUUGUAAUUGGAAUAUUCCAUUCUCAAACGAAAGCGCUUUAUGGAGUUUUCUUCCAAGGAGAAGAAGAAACAGCCUAUUCCAGCUGCAACAUGUACAGUUCCAUAGGAUGGGCGUUACCAUUUGUCUACAAUGAAUUCUUUUGCACUUCAAUUAAACUGUACAUCAUGUUUACAAUUUCAUGUUUGGGAUUACUAGGAUAUUUACUGGCUGAAAGGAGUUUCAGCAGAAGAAAAAAACAAAAUGAAACAUUUAAAUAAAUAUCUACUGAUUAAUUU
Messenger RNA from Argiope bruennichi, 1950 nucleotides. Its product is annotated as protein unc-93 homolog A-like. NCBI's taxonomy places the organism in Eukaryota, Metazoa, Arthropoda, Arachnida, Araneae, Araneidae. The record is from RefSeq and is a predicted model, not a curated record. The transcript has 4 exons. Bases 193 to 1932 code for a protein of 579 amino acids. Gene Ontology annotation, biological process: transmembrane transport; regulation of potassium ion transport; regulation of muscle contraction. Gene Ontology annotation, cellular component: plasma membrane; striated muscle dense body. Gene Ontology annotation, molecular function: potassium channel regulator activity; transmembrane transporter activity.